Messenger RNA from Gymnodraco acuticeps, 2524 nucleotides. Its product is annotated as TPA-induced transmembrane protein homolog. The record is from RefSeq and is a predicted model, not a curated record. Bases 281 to 1063 code for a protein of 260 amino acids. NCBI's taxonomy places the organism in Eukaryota, Metazoa, Chordata, Actinopteri, Perciformes, Bathydraconidae. The transcript has 7 exons.
CCUUCCUUCCUUCUUAACUCACCUGGCAGGCUGGGAAGAGGGCGAGCUGCGAGAGAAGAAACACAUUUCCUCGCCUCAAAACCAAACAAAAACGUUCCCACGAGCUGUCACACCUUACAAUGUGAACUCGCGACCUGUUUGUUUAAGAGGAAUUGUUGCCUUUUUGAACCACAUCUGGGACGUUUAUGCUGACAGUUCGGUUUCAUUAUUAAAAGUUGUAGCUUAUUGAUACUUCCGGGUUAGGACUGCUUCCAUUUGGAACUGGCAGUAAGAAGCAAGCAUGGACAUCGAGCUGCAGACCAAGACUAAUGGAGCAACAUAUUUGUCUAAAGAACAGGUGCCCGCAGGUAACGGAGAUGGUGCGGCCUACAGAAUCACUGAAGUAGGAGAGGAAGACGGGUUGCUUUCUGCACAGACUUCUGGUUGUAAUGGGGGGACAGUGGCCUCUGACCAUGCAGUGGAAACUCAAAUUAAUCUGGAAAAAAUCCACACUCCUCAAGAGACAAGUGCCGUGUGCAGGAUAAAGGGAGAGCUGAAUGAGGUUAUCUUCUGGAGAGUCAAACUGUGGAUGGCCAUCAUCAUCUUAUUUUUCUUCAUCUUUGCUGUGAUUAUCAUGUCAAUGCUUCUGUGCUCAGUGAUUCAUGAGGACAAGGAUGAGAUCUUUGAUCCCUCAACGUUUCAAGUUCCUCAGUGUUUCAAUGGGAGCUUUCAGCUGCCCAAUCUGGUCUUUACAGAGGAACUUUUCACCAUGUCCUCCAACGAGAGCCAAACACUCGCCGGUGAACUUCGAGAAAAGCUGGCUGACCUCUACAGAUCCUCCCCUGCUCUCGGACGAUACUUCUCGAAAGCAGACAUAUAUGCUUUCCGGAACCAGUUGCUCCUGGCUGACUUCCAGCUGACAUUUCUCAUGCCUGCAGAACACCAGGAUCAGCUGAGGAACAUAACUCUGAGCAGGAAGAUGGUGUACAACGUGUUCAGACAGUUUCUAUAUGACCAGGAGCCAGAUGAGUCAGGGCAGAUGUACAUAGAUCCAGUUUCCCUAAAGAUGUUUUUAAAACACUAGGAACACAUGUUCUAAUCCGUACAGGGAAUUCUGUUCUUUUUUGUCAUUUAAGUGAAACACUGAGCAAACACUUAACCCUCUACAGUGAGAUGGUUGCUUGAAGCAUAUGAUUCUCAUACGUGCGUGUGAUUUUCCCACAUGUCUGUAGAAAUGUUGCAAAUGCUGCAGCUUGACCACAUAAACCUACAGUACAUAGCCACAGUCACACAAUCCCCUGUAGGUCAUGCUGUGUGUGUGAUCUCAUGGUGUGCUAGGGUGCUUUGAGACUGUUCCUUUUUUCGAAAUCAAUCAACUGUGCCUGGAAAUCUACUGUCACUCUGAUAUUGAUGUUUAUAUUUGUAUUGUGCCUUGUUUAACUGCACGUUUAAUUGAAAGAAUAUUGGUAAAAAUGUCAGUGCUGUAAUUAUUGAUGUUCAUUCCCUGUGAAAUCAUACGACCGUUUGUUCAAAGCCUGUGGUUUUAUACAUGUUUUUUUAUAUAAAUACAAGUUUUUAUAUUUGCAUAGCUUUAUUUUCAUGACAUGAUUUGCAAAUCAGAACUGUGGAAUAUUUUUAGCAAAAUCAGCUUGAGAGAACUGUACAGGUACACUAUGCUGCUUGUGUGGUAAUUGUAUAAGUAAAGCUGUUCAUGGCCUAAUACAACUAUAUUUUCUAUUCACAAAGAAGUGACCUGCUGUAUUUGUUUAUGUUCUUUAUGGUUCAACAGUAGAGUGAGUGCAUGUUAAACAUGCAGGUGAGCUAUUACUGGUUACUUUGUUUAUCUUGUCUUCCUGGAUUUGCCUGUCUCCAUUCGGAGUGACAUUCAAGGACAUUUUCACAUUUAAUUUGUAUUGGUAGCUGUUUUUUAAAUGUAAUAGCGUUGGUGACAUAUAUAUAUAUAUAUAUAUAUAUAUAUAUUAACUAGGGAGCUGUGUGAUUUAAAAAAAAAAAAUAUAUUUCCUGGAAGUGUUCAUGUCAACAUGUCUGUCCUCUAAUAAGAUUACAGCUGUGAUUAAUGUUUGUGUCAAGUUAUCCGGUCACACAUGCCAUUCUCCACUUCCACCAGAUGGUUAUUAAUGAGACCUCACUUCAACCGGUAGCACUCGGUACAAGAUGUAUUAUAAGAAGUUGAAGCUUAACCUAAUACACUAUUUUCACUUUUUGUGAUAACAACUUUGAUUAUCUUUUGCAGGAAGGGUUUGAUAAUAUCAUGUAACAUUUAUAUUAUUCUGAAAUGGACCAAUCUGCAAUAAUAAGUACUUUUGGAACUUUUAGUAUAUUUUUAUGCUAAUACUUUGUACUUUUACUUCAGUAACAUUUUGAAUACAGGACUUUAACUUGUACCAGAGUAUUCCUACUCUCUGGUCUACUUUUAUUUAAGUACAAGAUAUACCAACCUCUGCAAGUUGGCAUGUCAUUUUUUAAAAUUUGUUUUGCAGUGUUAAAUAGCAAUAAAUUGUCUCUGAUUGAUUGCACAAAUACA